Molecule: messenger RNA, 1526 nt
Organism: Musca vetustissima
Lineage: Eukaryota; Metazoa; Arthropoda; Insecta; Diptera; Muscidae
Gene: noi
Product: splicing factor 3A subunit 3
Exons: 1
Coding region: 9-1517 (502 amino acids)
Biological process (GO): mRNA splicing, via spliceosome
Cellular component (GO): spliceosomal complex; nucleus
Molecular function (GO): RNA binding; zinc ion binding
Source: RefSeq, a predicted model, not a curated record
AGAACAACAUGGAAACUUUGCUGGAGCAGCAAAGGCGCUACCAUGAAGAACGUGAACGCUUGGUAAAACUCAUGGUCGACGAGUAUGCCAACAAGAAAGCCAAUGAAAAAGACCGCAUAUAUUCCGAACACCGGCUGAAGUAUCUGCUGGACAUGCAUUAUAACUCAACUUCCAAGCUUAGAGAACUCUAUGAGGAUAAGGACAAUGAAAGGAAAACUGAAAUUCAAGCCCUCUCCGGACCAAAUGAAUUCAAUGAGUUCUACAAUCGUCUAAAGCAAAUUAAAGAAUUUUACAACAAACAUCCCAGCGAAGUCAGUAUUCCAUUAUCUGUGGAAUUUGAAGAAAUGGUCAAGGCCUACAAUAAUCCAGACGAAAUGUCUGCAUUGGUCGAAUUUACGGAUGAGGAGGGAGGUGGUCGUUAUUUGGAUUUGAAUGAAUGCUACGAGAUGUAUAUCAAUUUGAGAGGAGUAGAGAAGGUGGACUAUAUAACAUAUUUGAUGACAUUCGAUCACGUCUUCGAUAUUUCGAAGGAGAGAAAGAACAAAGAAUAUAAGAAAUAUUUGGAGGCCCUAAACGAGUAUUUACACAAUUUUAUAAUGCGGGUGCAGCCAUUACACGAUAUCGAAGAAGAUCUGGUCAAAGUUGAAUUGGAAUUCCAGAAACAAUGGCUUCAGGGCACCUUCCCCGGUUGGGCGAGCAAAGAAACGGAAUCGGCAUUGGCAAAUACGGGUGCUCACUUGGAUCUUUCUGCAUUUUCGAGUUGGGAAGAAUUGGCCUCACUCGGACUGGAUCGUCUGAAGUCAGCUCUCAUGGCAUUGGGACUGAAAUGUGGUGGUACUCUGGAAGAAAGAGCACAACGUUUAUUUUCCACAAAAGGCAAGAAAACAUUAGACCCGUCGCUUAUGGCCAAAAAACCUUCAAAGACGACAAGUGUACAAUCCAGGGAAAAUGAACGUCACAAGGAAAUUGCACAGCUGGAAGCCUAUCUUUAUAAGUAUGCUGAACUGGUGUCUGAACAAAGAAGUGCUACCAAGGAAAAUGUCCAACGUAAACAGGCACGAACCGGUGGGGAAAGAAACGACAGUGAUGUUGAGGCCAGCGACUCGGAUCUGGAUGAUGAUCCAGAUGCCGAUGAUAUUCCAUAUAAUCCCAAAAACCUUCCAUUGGGUUGGGAUGGCAAACCCAUUCCAUAUUGGUUGUAUAAAUUGCAUGGUUUAAAUAUAAGUUAUAAUUGCGAAAUUUGCGGCAAUUACACAUACAAGGGGCCCAAAGCAUUUCAACGUCAUUUUGCUGAGUGGCGACAUGCACACGGAAUGCGAUGUCUGGGUAUACCCAAUACAGCACAUUUUGCCAAUGUAACACAGAUUGAGGAUGCCAUUACACUGUGGGAAAAAUUAAAAUCACAAAAAACGGCAGAACGUUGGAUAGCCGAUCAGGAGGAGGAAUUCGAAGACUCUCAGGGCAAUGUGGUGAAUCGUAAAACGUAUGAAGAUUUGAAGAGACAAGGUUUGCUUUAAGUAUAUGGU